CCUCUCCCGGCACCGCCCCAUCCCACCCCAGCGGCGCGGCGAGUGGAGGGGAGUGCAGGGUAGCGGAGCGGCGGCGCUGCCGGGGGAGCGGCGAUGGCCGAUUACUGGAAAUCUCAGCCUAAAAAAUUCUGCGAUUACUGCAAGUGCUGGAUAGCAGACAACAGACCUAGCAUUGAGUUUCAUGAAAGAGGAAAGAAUCAUAAAGAAAAUGUGGCAAAAAGAAUUAGUGAGAUUAAAAAGAAAAGCUUGGAAAAGGCAAAAGAAGAAGAAAACAUGUCAAAAGAAUUUGCAGCAAUGGAGGAGGCUGCAAUGAAAGCAUAUCAAGAGGAUAUGAAAAGGCUUGGAAUUAAGCCAGAUGAUGUAGGUUCCAGUUCAACACAGAGUAAAAUGCAGAGCAACACAGUGGAAACUAAAGGAAAGAAAGAAAAGAAAGAGAAGAAAGAAAAGAAAGAAAAGAAAAAAAAGACAUCUCAGGAUGCCUCAAUGCCAGCAAAAAUUGAUACGAAGGAGUGGGUGCAAGGAUUAUCUCCUGAAGGCUAUACAUACUACUACAACACAAAAACUGGAGAAUCACAGUGGGAGAAACCUAAAGGAUUCCAAGGCAACUCUCAAAACUCACAAACGGGAGCAGAGUGGGUAGAAGGUGUCACUGAAGAUGGUCAUACCUAUUACUAUAACACACAGACUGGAGUAUCCACAUGGGAGAAACCGGAUGGUUUUGUUUCCUCUUCAAAUGAGAAGGGUCAGCAUGACAAGCCUGCUGAAACAGAGUCUGAAUCAGACUCAGAAGAUAGUGAGAAUGAAGCAGAGAGUCCAGAAACAAACUUCAAGAGGAAAGGAGAUAAUGGUGAAGAAUCAGAGGAAGGGAAAAAAUCUCCUAAAGCUAAAAAGUUAAGCCCUUAUGGGAAAUGGCGAGAAGUUAAGUCAGAAGAAACCGUGGAUAAAGAGGAGAGUACAUCAGCUUCCCAAGAAACCUCUAGUGAUGGAUCUAACAAGACCAACCCUUACGGAAAAUGGAAAGCACUUAAGGAAGUAGGGGAAGAACAAGAAGAAGAAGAAGCAGGUGAAAAAGUGGACCUGGAGCUUCCAAGUACAGAGAGUGACAAUGUGGCACCCCCAGUGCUAGAGGAUCCAGAAGAGGAAACAGUGAUAUUUAGGGAGAAGACAGUCACCUCCCUUGGAGACCUGACAGAAGGGGUGCCAACAUUUAAGAAGAGGAAAUUUGAAAAUGGAAAAUCUAGAAACUUAAGACAAAGACUAAGUGAUCAUAUUCCCAGAUACGCAAAUCUCUGUAUCACCGCUGUGCCGUGUUUCUGGUGUCCUCCACCUUCUCCCCUGCUCUGCUGAGAUUUCCAGAAAGCUUCGUGUUCUUCUGUAGCCACCCACCGUGUGUCCAGGUCCUGGCUCCCACGAGCGCUUCUGUUGCCUGUUUGCACUGUGCCCUGAAGAACCCUGUCUGUUUUCCAACAACAUACAGGCUAUUUCAAGACUUGACUACAUGUGCUCUUUUGAUUUCCGUGAUAAUUCCUUUUCCCAAGACUCAUUCCAUUCCUCGUACACGGCUUGCAGCCCUUAGAUCCUUCUGCUUGUUUGUACAAAAGCUGUCUGUAUACCUCCUGCUAUCAGCUGUGGCAACACUUGGGUUCUGUUUUGUCAGCCAGACCUCUUCAGUCUCUAUCUACCUCUUAAGUCCCCCAGCCUUCUACCUGGUAAAUUAUUUAACUUAGAGAUUGUGUUAACCAUUUGUGUGAUUAACAGGUUUAGCUUUGUGAAAUGUUUCAGGAUAGAACUUGAAUAAAAGUUUCUGUACAAAGCAAAAAGUGUUGCAAAUUAUAAUCUCAAAAAGGCUAAAUUUGCCCAAGAGGAUUCCCGGAGAGCCAGGUUUCAGAGAUUCCUAGAGAAUUUGGGGAAUUCCCAGGAUUCCCAAAAGCAUAUUUGAUUUUACCUGUAAAACCAGAAAUAGCCUAUGUUAAAAACCAGCAGACAGCGUUGUACAGACCACAGGCUGGAGACAGUGGAUUUUAAUGGCUUGCUUGGGGUGAUUGAAAAGUAUUUGUUUUAGUUUAUAAGUAAUAUCUGCAGAGUUGAACAGCUGGUUUCUCUUGAACUGCUUCUCAGUUGCAAUUACAAAAUAUUGCAAGCUCUUGAAGUGGAGUUUAUAUAAAAAUACUGAAUAAAGCUUUCAUUUGAACAA
This is a messenger RNA of Corvus hawaiiensis (hawaiian crow), 2194 nucleotides long. RefSeq names its product WW domain binding protein 4 (gene WBP4). The transcript is spliced from 11 exons. The record is from RefSeq and is a predicted model, not a curated record. Gene Ontology annotation, biological process: mRNA splicing, via spliceosome. Gene Ontology annotation, molecular function: RNA binding; protein binding; zinc ion binding. Gene Ontology annotation, cellular component: precatalytic spliceosome; nucleus. Bases 94 to 1347 code for a protein of 417 amino acids. NCBI's taxonomy places the organism in Eukaryota, Metazoa, Chordata, Aves, Passeriformes, Corvidae.